UUCCCAGGAUUCGACGACCUCUACUGCAAGUUCUGCUUCGUCUACGGCCAAGACUGGGUUCCCACAGCGGGCCUGGAGGAGGGCAUCUCCCAAAUCACCUCCAAGAGCGACGUCGCGCCCACCACGCUCGUCUGGAACUUCCCCAUCGACAUUACCUUCAAGAGCACCAACCCGUUCGGCUGGCCGCAGAUUGUCGUGAGCGUCUACGGACCCGACUUUUUUGGGAACGACGUGGUCAGAGGUUAUGGAGCUGUUCAUGUUCCCUUCACGCCCGGAAGGCAUACGAGAACCAUCGCUAUGUUUGUUCCAGAGUCCACAUCUACGCUGCAGAAGUUUACAAGUUGGUUCACGGGGAGACGCCCGGAAUUUACUGACCCCAGAGUGGUAGCGCAGGGAGAAGGGAGGGAAGUAACGAGGGUGCGAUCUCAAGGCUUUGUGACCAUUUCCUUCAACGUAGUGACCAAAGACAUGAAGAAGCUGGGCUAUGACGUGAGCCCGAGCGACGUGCAGAACCCUGCUCUGGUGCCCGUCACGGAAGGGAUUCAGAAGUACUGA
Leptosomus discolor (cuckoo roller) is the source of this 555-nucleotide messenger RNA. The record is from RefSeq and is a predicted model, not a curated record. NCBI's taxonomy places the organism in Eukaryota, Metazoa, Chordata, Aves, Leptosomiformes, Leptosomidae.